GAAACCAUCCAGCUUCUCUUCCAACGAAUCUCUUCCUCACCAGUCACCCAGCAUUCGCUCGCUGGGGACAGAUUUUGCCAGCAUGCAGUUCGCCUUACCUCCACGGAGGGCCCCAAUCACUCCGGUGUACGGACGAUCCUCGCGAUUCUCGUUACAGCGCAGGAAACAGCUCAAAGCCAUUGCCAUCCUCGCCUUUGCGCUCCUCACCAUAUUCUUCCUCCUUUCCCAAUUCUUCUACACAAGCACUGGCACCCCUGCUGUGUCCGCGAGCACUUCUGGUGUUGUCAUCGUCACAGUGUUAGAUCGGGUCGGCUUCAGCGAAGAUUACAUCGAGAAGAUUGUCAAGAACCGGGAGGACUACGCAAAGCGUCAUGGGUAUACGAAUUUCUUCGCCAAUGUGUCUGACUACGAAUCCUCCAUCGGCGACUCGCCGCAGAGCUGGGCGGUCAUCCCCGCCGUCCGGCAUGCGAUGGCAUCCCAUCCUUACUCACAGUACUUCUUCCACCUCGAAGCGCACGCCCUGAUCAUGAACCCGAGCAAGUCGCUGGGGUCGCAUGUCCUGGACAAGCAGCGGCUCGAAUCGCUGAUGCUCAAGGAGGUCUCCGUCGUGCCGCCCGACAGCAUCAUCAAGACCUUCUCGCAUGUCCACCCCGAAGACGUCGACCUGAUCAUCACCACCGACAAUGAGGACAUGAGUCCCGGGAGCUUUGUGCUGCGGCAGGGCGAUUUCGCCAAGUUCUUCCUGGACUUGUGGUUCGAUCCCCUGUAUCGGAGUUAUAACUUCGCGAAGGCGGAGACGCAUGUCUUGGAUCACAUUGUCCAAUGGCAUCCCACCAUCCUCGCCCGGUUGGCGCUACUGCCUCAGCGAACCAUCAACGCCUACAGCAAGGAUUGCUCGGCGGCGGCGGCGAACGGCAUCUACAAGGACGGCGAUCUUGUCAUCCGAUUCCUUGGCUGUAACACCGAUACGAAGCGGAGCUGCGAGAAAGAGAUGGAGCCCUACUACCGCCUUUGGCAGACGAAAUUGAAGACUGGGUGAUCUCCAUUCACUCCAACUGGUUUCUUUAUUUUUUACUUUUUCUUGCUGGAAUUUGGAGUUGUGUGGUUGUGGGUUUGGGGGGGGUACGAAACUGUCUUUUUUGUUCUUACUGGUUUAUUGUUCCAGGUGUUCUCUGGAGUUUCAUGAGGAUGCACC
Molecule: messenger RNA, 1195 nt
Organism: Aspergillus japonicus CBS 114.51
Lineage: Eukaryota; Fungi; Ascomycota; Eurotiomycetes; Eurotiales; Aspergillaceae
Product: putative alpha-1,6-mannosyltransferase subunit
Exons: 3
Coding region: 83-1039 (318 amino acids)
Biological process (GO): protein N-linked glycosylation
Cellular component (GO): mannan polymerase complex; Golgi membrane
Molecular function (GO): alpha-1,6-mannosyltransferase activity
Source: RefSeq, a predicted model, not a curated record